Drosophila takahashii is the source of this 602-nucleotide messenger RNA. RefSeq lists its product as uncharacterized. The record is from RefSeq and is a predicted model, not a curated record. Gene Ontology annotation, biological process: tubulin complex assembly; post-chaperonin tubulin folding pathway. Gene Ontology annotation, cellular component: microtubule cytoskeleton; cytosol. Gene Ontology annotation, molecular function: beta-tubulin binding. Lineage: Eukaryota; Metazoa; Arthropoda; Insecta; Diptera; Drosophilidae.
GCCUGACUCCCAUUCGAAUAACUCUCACUCACUCGCCCGAGUUUGUCGCCUAUAUAUUUCCCCCAGUCGAGCUGUUGGUCGCUUAGAGCCAUGUACAGUCCGCACAUCGCCCUUAUGUCGGCCGUGCAGGCCAACGACAGUCGUCACGAGGCCAAGCUGCGAUUCCAGCGCCAUCCCAAGGAGAACGUCUACACGGAUCCGCGUCUGGAGCAACUGAUCGUCUACCGGGCCCUGCUGGAGCACCUGAUGGAGCAGAAGUCUCACUACGAUCACGAGCGGGAGCUGGAGGUCCAGCGUCUCGAGCGCUUCCGCUGCGAGGGAGCCAACGAGCGGCGGCUGCAGGUGCAGGAGCAGGUGGUGAAGAAGGCCCAGGGCAUGCUGCCCGGUAUCGUUUUCAAGAUGCGCAACGAGGUGGACAAGCUGAAGCGCUUCCUCGACGGCGACAAGGAGCAGGAGAUGCGGCAACUGGACAACGCUCUCUACGACCACUGCAGCGAUCUCCUCAAGAACUGCCAGGUUACCCUGGACAACCUGCAUUGAACUGCCUAACCAAAUUUUAUCAUUCAAAUUACAUUGUGCCACACCAAAAAAAAAAGCCCAAA